UCGAGAAAUUGAAGCUGCAUGCAUAAACAUUCGUCAUUUCUAUUAAAAUAAUUUUAUUUAAUAUCUUUAUAAAACGCUUUCAAAUGUCGGAAGAAGCAACGACUUCGGUGAAAGUGGAAUUCAAAUCGAAAGCUCGAAGAAAUAUCCGGCAGCGGAAGCGUUCCGAAGAUUCCGAUAAUGAAGAAAGGAAACCAGAUGAGGAUGUCUUAUCAAAACUCGAAGAAACUAAAGAAAAACAAAGGUUGAGAAGUAAACCGAACGGAAUAAAUAUCUUAAGCUUGGCAGCUGGUAAAAAAGUAACAGUUGAAGAGGAAGUAACAAAUAAAGACCCCUUCAAUGCAAAAUCCGGAGGUAUGGUGAACAUGCAUGCCCUAAAAUCAGGCAAAAUCAAAACAUCCGACGAUGCCUACGACACCGGAAUCGGUACACAAUUCUCAGCAGAAACGAACAAACGGGACGAAGAUGAAGAAAUGAUGAAGUACAUCGAAGAACAGCUUAGCAAAAAGAAAGGCAUUGACACUGAAAACCAGGGAGAGCUGGAUCCUGAAUCAAAUCGAUAUCUCAGCCCCGAAGAAGCAGCUUUACUCUCACUGCCGGCUCAUCUUAGUCAAACUUCCUCGCAAAGGUCGGAAGAAAUGCUUUCCAAUCAAAUGCUGAGCGGUAUUCCAGAGGUUGAUCUAGGCAUCGAAGCCAAAAUCAAGAACAUCGAGGCGACCGAAGAGGCAAAGCUUCGGUUUCUCAUGGAACAGCAACGCAAAAAGGACCUACCGUCGCAUUUUGUGCCCUCAAAUAUGGCAGUCAACUUUAUGCAACAUAAUCGUUUCAAAAUUGAUCAGCCUGUGCAGCAAAAACGACGACACCAAGAGGAACGUGGGCGUUUCUCGGGUGACGACAAGGCGCCUAAGAAGGCCACUGAUGACUAUCAUUUCGAUAAAUUUAAGAAACAGUACCGUAGACAUUAGCAGCUUAAUAUAAGUUUUAAAACAAUAUGAAUGAAAAACAUCUUCUGUCUGGUUUAAGUUUAAAAACCAGAAAAAAAUAAAUAAAAAUCUGCCAGGUUAAAUUUUCAUAGUAAACAAAAAUCUAAAUUCAUGCAUGGAUCAUUUUACAAAGAGUUGAGGUAAUGAUUUUGAAAUGCAUAUUAAGCUAUGCUGUAUUUAUUCAUUCCCGAAUGUUGUUUUUUCUCCUACUAUAUUUUUUUUGACCUGAUAUAAUAUAAUUUACAAUAAGGUUGAAUAAAGA
Uranotaenia lowii is the source of this 1242-nucleotide messenger RNA. RefSeq names its product splicing factor C9orf78. Gene Ontology annotation, cellular component: spliceosomal complex. The transcript is spliced from 4 exons. The record is from RefSeq and is a predicted model, not a curated record. Lineage: Eukaryota; Metazoa; Arthropoda; Insecta; Diptera; Culicidae. Bases 84 to 962 code for a protein of 292 amino acids. Gene Ontology annotation, biological process: mRNA splicing, via spliceosome.